CCUUCCUCUUUCAAUAACCUCAAACCACAACAUCUCUCUAAUGACCCUCUACUUCCGUGAAUCUUUUAUCAUCGUUUUCUCUCUCUAGAAAUGGUCGUUGAUCGCCGAAUACCGACGCCAUCAACGAGCAAAAUUGCCGGCGAAGCAAUGCUGGCGAUGAAAGGCAAGGAAAUCGGCAAUGACUCAGUCUUGAUUUUGGACGAUUUGUCUUCCGACUCGGAGCUCGCUAAGCUACGUGGCAGAUGGGAAUUCGCCUCGGUUCUCAACUUCCUUAAUGUUUUUGAGCCUGUGAUCGGGAAUGAUUUGAAGCUAACAGCGGAAGAGAUCGAGUUAGGACUUGUUAAACCUAAUGCCUCAAUUGCUGCGCUUCAUAUCAAACUCUUGAAGGGGAUACCACCUGUGAGUAAAUUGUUGAAUAAUUCUGAUGCAUGGGUGACUUCACUUUGCAAGAAACUUGCCAUGUGGUGGCCAUGGGUUGCUGAAGGAGAGAUUCCACUCACUGCUCACAAUGGAGAAGAGAUAACCAGAUAUAAAGAACUUGAUCCAGCAAGUCGGUUGCUGCUCCUAAAAGCACUUUGUGAAAUUCGAGCAGAUCAACCUGAUACAGUGUCAUACAUUAAUGAUGCUUUAAAAAGUAAAAAGGAAAUUUCUUGCUUUCGAAAAGAGAAGAUAGGGGGGAAUGGAAAUGUUUCAUAUUGGUAUGAUGGAAAUACAGUCUUUGGUUAUAGAUUGUACAAGGAAGUAAACAGGACUGAGCCUCAAACAAAAGCAAAGGGGAAAGCAUGUUUAAAAUUACCAACUGUCUGUUCUCACUGGGAAACACUUGCAGUGGAUCUUAAGGAAUUUCGUGGAGUUGUGGAUAAACUCUUGGCUAGUAAGACUGCAGCAGAAGUUGCCAUUGGCAAGACUAUCAAUACUAAUACCCUUCCUGUUGUGGAGAAAUUUCAUAAGAAGAAAGAAAGGGCACUGAAACAGAAGAAAAGGCAAGAGAUGCUCCUGAAUGGCUUGAGAAGUACCUGUGGUGCCGGGAUUACCCGUUCAUGUCGCAAUCGUAGGCCCAUCAGUUACACAUUUGAUGAAUAUGACCGUGCCAUUGAUGAGGCUAUAGAACUAACAAAGAGAAGGAAGACUGCUGAGGAGCAAAGGCAGGUACAGAAGCUUGCGAAGCAAACAUUUACCUCCAACGGAGGUUCUGAUGUGGAGGGCUCAGUCUCAGAAGGCAGUUCAGAUGGGAAAGGUAACUCUAUGGGUAGUGACACUGAAGAUGACAAGCUUCAAGAAGCUGGUGGUGACGGUAAUAAGGAUGAUGGUGAUUAUAGUAGCAGCAAGGAUGGUGAUGAUGACACUGGUAGCGACUCAGGCAAUUCUGCAGAUGGAAAGGAAAAUUUGGGCUACGAGAACCACGAGAAAGAUGUGUCUAUGUCUAUGGCAUCUCGCUGGAGUAAGAGCUUGUCUGGAGUUGCUAUCCAUCCUGCUGUGGGAACCGGAAACUUGGGCACAAAGAAUAGGUUGAGGCAAAGGCCAGUUAUUAACUCUGCCCUUGACAUUAUUGUGCCUGAUUCAGAGGAUGAUAUCUCGUUAGAACAUACAAACAGUGGGAUAUUAGGCCCCGAAAACCUGCAUAGGGAUGCUGAUCCAGAAGAGGUUAGUGACAGCUAAAAGUUUCAAAAUUAACCAAGAAUGUAGCUCAGCGAAUGUGCCCAAAGUGCUUGCCCUCCAAACUUUUUUUCUAACAGCCAGGAAAUUUUGAUAACUUUUGUAGAGUGGCAUGUUUUGUCCAUUUUGGUUUCUGGAUGUAAUUUAUGAGAAUCCAUGGUUCUUGAAUUUUUUCGACUCUUUAGUUUGAUCGAGGAACAGUAAUUGUAUUAAUGGAAGCCAGCAAGGCUUCCUUAUUCCAAAUAGAGAAUCACCAUUCAUAAACA
Theobroma cacao (cacao) is the source of this 1922-nucleotide messenger RNA. RefSeq names its product DDT domain-containing protein DDR4. Gene Ontology annotation, biological process: regulation of DNA-templated transcription. The record is from RefSeq and is a predicted model, not a curated record. NCBI's taxonomy places the organism in Eukaryota, Viridiplantae, Streptophyta, Magnoliopsida, Malvales, Malvaceae. Gene Ontology annotation, cellular component: RSF complex.